AUGUCCGAUUGGACAGUUGAACAAGUCGUCAAAUGUGUCAAUAUUGUUCUUCGCGAAGGUGUAAGUCUUUUCAAUUAAAACAUAGGAAUAAAUAUUAAUGUUUUUGUUUUAUUUCCAGAUUGUUCCACAACUUUCAACAAGCGAACUCGAAGAAUUCGAAAAUCCGGAAAUUUUGGAUGAACCAAGACUGAACAAAUUAUUGAACAUAUUGUUCAAGAAAUCAGAAAGAAUUAAAGAAUUCUACGAUCGAUUCGAUGAUUUCAAACUGGAUCUCGAGAAAAUUCGCGAAAUUCCUGAACUAUAUCGAUAUGGUUAUGAUAAACCUGGAAAUAUAAAAUAUUUCCAAGCGAGUGGAGAAGCUGUUAUGUUUGUCAAUGAGAAAGACCAAAGAAUUGUGUCGAAAAACGAUAUAACAAUGAUGUUUUUCAAUGCUUUUGAUAAUGCAAAUCUGAAUGUAAUAACAAGAACAUUUUACAAUUUUUGGAUCGAUUGUUUUGUUCAACAAAUUUAUCGGAAGUUGAAUAAUAGUUAUGAAUUGGUUCUUCAUUCGGUUGGGAGUUCUAUUGAAUAUGCAGUUCAACAUACGAAUAUCACACGAGAUGUCAAUUUGAUCAUUCGAGAGAAAGAUUUUUAUGAACUUCGCAAAUAUUUCGGAGAUCGAAAAGCUGUGGUGGAUCAUAUAAUGACUACACAAUUCAAAGAAAUUCUUGAUGUAAAUUUCUUUUUUUUUAUUCAUUUAUUCAUUUUAUCAACAAUUUUCAGACUUAUCCGAUUCAUCAAAAUCAACAAUUGUACAGAAAAUCAUAUAUGGAUAUCGUGGGAUGCAUCGAAACUUCAUUGAAGGUUCAUAAAGAUUUUAUCGAGGUAUUUGAACCAUUUACAAAACCAUCUAAAUAUCGUCUACCAACUGUUCGAUGUUUUUGGAUUCCCGAUGCCUCUCAUGAAGUUCAUGAAAAAGUAUAUUUUGUGAAAGAAGUUUUGGAUUGUAUGAAAAUGUUGCGGGAGAAUUCAAAUAUUGAGAUUGUUAUUGAAUCGGAAGAAGAGAGAAAACUUGGAGUUGUUCAUUUAAUGAGUGAGAAAGAAUUCCAAGAAAUUCUGAAAACUUAUCAAAUUUCAAGAAGUGAAAUAAGUGUAAGAUUGUUUCAAAUUAUGGAUUGAAAAUUUAUACUUUUUUUUAGAUCAUGAAUUUGGCAACCAACCUCACCUCAUUUCUCACAACGAUUCCAUUUAUAUCAAUUUAUGGAACAUUUGUCAAAUUGGCUACUGAUGCAAUGCAAGAUGUUAUAUUUCAUACUGUUCAAAAUAUGCAGUUAUAUGAAAAUAUCAAACAAUCGGAUUUUCCAAAAGUAAUAAAAUGGAUUGAAGUCAAUCUCAAAGAUUUUUUCUUUGUCUCUGACAAAUUAUAUGCAAUUGAAGUGUGGAGAAUUGAUGAAAUGAUUGAAAAAGCUAGAAAUGAACUUCAGAAAUAUAAAUCGAAUGUGCCAAUGUUUGAAAUUCCACAAAAAUCUUCAUACGAAAAGAAAGAAGUUAUGGAAUAUAUUCAAAAAAUGAUGAAACCUCUAAAAUUCGAUAAACUAAAUUUUGAAGUUCAAUAUGAAUUCAGAGAUGAAAAAACGAAAAAUUCGAGAAAUGGUAUUCUCAAAUUAUACAAAGCAUGUGUACAAAUUGAAGUUAUGAAUCAAGUUGAAUAUAUCAAAUUGGCUUAUGAUAAACAAGUUUAUGAUAAAAACAUUGGCCUGGAAAAGUUUAUCAAAAAAAGUCCCGAAUCACCUGUAAAAGUUGCAAUUGCACAGUCAUCUGCUCCAAAACCAAAUAAUGAAUUCGCGGCAAUGAAAAAAGGAUUCUUGAAUCCCAAGAAAACUGAUAUUUUUGAGGAGGUGGCGAGAAAAAUUAGUGAAAUUUCUUUGUCAGUUUUUUCCUCAUAUUUUAUUUCCAAACUUUUAUUUGUUUUUCAGCAAAACUCUUGCUUAUUUUUCGAACACCGAAUUUCAACCAAUAUCAGAAUUCGAAAAACUAUUGGAAAAACCAGAUUUUUGUCAAGUUUUCAAUGAGAAGAAUUUUGAAUAUCUGAAGAAUACGAUAUUCAAAAAUAAAGAAAAAACGAAGAAAUUGAUGAAAAAAUUAGAGGAUUUAUUCGAAAUUGAAGAAAAUGAUGAAAAAUUGAUGAUAAAAAAAAGAACAAGUUAUAAAGUUGAUCCAAUGAAAAUGAAAAUAAUCGAAGAAAUUGAGGAAAAUGAAAAAAAGAAGAUUGAAAUUGAGAAAGAAAAUGAAAAAGAAAAAAUGAUGGAAAAUAUGAAAGUGGAAAAUUUGGAAAUGAAAAAGAAUAUAGAAGAACUUCGAAAACAAUUGGAAAAUAUAAAAAAUGAAGCGGAAAAUGAACGAAAAAUGUAGGUUUUUAUUCAUAGAAAUGUAUUUUCUCAAAUAAUUUUUUUUUUAGAUUUCACGAGGAAAUUUCUCUGAAAAAUGGAGAAAAUUUGAAAAUCGCUGAAAAUUUGGAAAAUUCGAAAAAAGAAUUGAAACAAGUUAGAAAAGAAUUGAAAGAAACACGUGGAACAUAUUCGAAAAUUGUUGAAGAAAAUCAAAAAGAAAUUGGAAAUUUGAAGAAAGAAACUCGAAAAAUGAAAGAAAAUCAGGAAAAUGAGAAGAAAAAGUAUGAAAAAGAAAUGAAAUUGAAAGAGAAGGAAAACAUGGAAAUAUCUGGAAAAUUGCAAAGAUUAGAAGAAAAUUCGGAAAAAUUGAAUUCGAAGAUCAAAAGUUUGGAAAAAGAUUUGAGAAAUGCGAAAAAUUCGGCGAAAAUUGAAAUGGAAAACAAUUUAAAAGUUAUUGAAAGAAAUAUGAAUGAAGCUGAAACAUCAAAAAAAUAUUUGGAAAAUGAAAAAGAAAAUAUGAAAAAACGAUUGAAACAAUUAUUGGAUGAAAAAGUUGAAGAAAAUGGAAAGAUUGAAGAAUUAUCAAAAGAAAACAAGAAACUUCGAGAAAAACUUGCGAACAAUUCGGAAAAAAUGAAAAAAUUCGAAGAUUGGUUUGAAAAUGGAAUCGACAAAAUGAGAAGAACUUCAAAAAAUCAAGAAAAAAUUGAGGAAAUAUGAACGAAUUUUGAAAAUUGAUUAUGAAACAAUUAUAGAUGAAAUAAGUUCGAAAUUAAAUGAACUUAUUCGAAAAUUCCCUGAAAAUUCCGAAUUUUUAUGUGCGAGAAAUGAAAUCGAAGAAUUUGAUGAAAAUUUAGAGAAUUAUAUGGAAAAUAUUCGAGAAGAAAUUAGAAAAAUUGAAAGAAAUCUAGAAGGAGAAUAUGAAGAAAAUGAAGAUAUUCAAGAAUUUCCAAAUCAAGAAUUUAUGCAAAAAUAUCAAAAAUGGGUCGAAGAAUACUUGUGA
This is a messenger RNA of Caenorhabditis angaria, 3372 nucleotides long. The record is from the annotation of a GenBank genome assembly. Lineage: Eukaryota; Metazoa; Nematoda; Chromadorea; Rhabditida; Rhabditidae.